This is a messenger RNA of Chenopodium quinoa (quinoa), 1606 nucleotides long. RefSeq names its product pyruvate dehydrogenase E1 component subunit beta-1, mitochondrial-like. The record is from RefSeq and is a predicted model, not a curated record. Gene Ontology annotation, molecular function: pyruvate dehydrogenase (acetyl-transferring) activity. The transcript is spliced from 15 exons. The coding region runs from base 259 to 1353 and encodes 364 amino acids. Lineage: Eukaryota; Viridiplantae; Streptophyta; Magnoliopsida; Caryophyllales; Amaranthaceae. Gene Ontology annotation, biological process: pyruvate decarboxylation to acetyl-CoA.
AUUUAAACAAUUGACUCUUCCUUGAAUGAAACAGCCAAUAAUUAUUAAUUUUAAAAAAAAGCAACAUUUCUUCAAAAAAAAAAGCAACAUAUCCCAAAAAAAAAAAUAAAAAAAUACUUGUAAAAAAAAGACAAAUGAACGAAUAAACAGUCGUAUUCAUCCGCCGAUACCAACACCAAUAGCCGCCAAUUCACCGCAACCCAGUCUUCUCACUUUCUCUCUCCUCCCUCACCAAGAAGUUGAAUUUUAAGAGUAUCAAUGUCGUGGCUUGUUAAGCAAGUUGUUAACAAUGGAAGUCUACAGUAUUCCUCGAGAAUUCGGGCUUUACAACAUGCUGCUAGGACUUUUGCAACUGCAGGAAAAGAGAUGACAGUCAGGGAUGCCCUAAAUUCUGCAUUAGAUGAAGAAAUGAGUGCAGAUCCUAAAGUCUUUGUGAUGGGUGAAGAGGUUGGUGAAUACCAAGGAGCCUACAAGAUAACCAAAGGGCUUUUGGACAAGUUUGGCCCAGAAAGGGUUAUUGAUACUCCAAUUACAGAGGCUGGCUUUGCUGGUAUUGGAGUUGGUGCAGCAUACAAAGGACUCAGACCUGUUGUAGAAUUUAUGACAUUUAACUUCUCGAUGCAGGCAAUUGAUCACAUUAUAAAUUCCGCUGCAAAAUCGAACUAUAUGUCAGCCAGUCAGAUAUCUGUACCCAUUGUUUUCAGAGGUCCAAAUGGUGCUGCUGCUGGAGUUGGUGCUCAACAUUCGCAGUGUUAUGCAGCGUGGUACGGUUCAUGCCCUGGUUUGAAGGUACUCUGUCCAUAUUCAUCAGAAGAUGCCCGAGGGUUGCUCAAAGCUGCCAUUAGGGAUCCAGACCCUGUUGUUUUUCUGGAAAAUGAGAUACUAUAUGGAGAAUCCUUUCCUGUUUCAGAAGAAGUUCUCGACCCCAAUUUCAUCCUUCCAAUUGGCAAAGCAAAGGUAGAACGACAAGGAAAGGACGUCACAAUAACAGCUUUCUCUAAGAUGGUGGGCUAUGCUCUGAAGGCAGCUGACAUUUUGGCAGAAGAAGGAAUAAGUGCCGAGGUGAUAAAUCUCCGUUCAAUUCGCCCUCUUGACAGACCCACUAUCAAUGAAUCUGUCAGGAAAACAAAUAGGCUGGUAACUCUUGAAGAGGGGUUUCCGCAGCAUGGAGUUGGUGCAGAAAUCUGUGCUUCAGUUGUUGAAGAUAGCUUUGCGUACCUAGAUGCACCAAUCGAAAGGAUUUGUGGUGCUGACGUUCCUAUGCCUUAUGCCCCAAAUCUUGAAAGGAUGGCCGUCCCACAGAUUGAGGAUAUUGUUCGAGCUGUCAAGCGAGCAUGCCACAGAUCAAAAUGAACUGCCGAAUACUGAAUCUCAAAUCAAUCUAUCAAUUUUAUCUAAUUUCACACAUUGAUAUUGAUGUAAUUUGUUAUUUUUGCCACUGGUGUGGCUGCUUUGGUCAAAAUUCGAGGGAUAACUUUGUGUCCGAAAUAAAAUUUUGUAACAUUAAUCUGCCCAAAAAUUUUCUGUGGUACCAACAAGAGCAAUAGCUAAUACAAAAAGGUUGCAAAGUAAUCAAAUCAAUGCAGCCUUAUUUUUCUUAGUCAAA